AUGACUCAUCAAACCAUGAACAUAGAGAAUAUAGUGACUGAAAAGCUUCAAGAACUCAAACUGAACAAAGAUGCUAAGGACAUUCAAUACGGUUUUGAUAAGGUUCAAAGUAUAUUCAUUAAUCUAACAUCAAUUACACAUUCCAAUUGGAUAAAAGAGAUGCUAAAUAUUCCUCAACACAUCACAGCAAAUGAAGAACAAUCACAUACUCUGAAUAUAAACAUAUCCAACUUUCUAUUAUUUUGCUUUGAGCUCGUCAAAUUGCUAUCUCUUAAGAAAAACAUUAAUGUUUCUGAAUACUCAAACAUUGUUCCAGAAAUGCUGAAAUCAAACGAAGAAUUUGAUAAUUUAAUUAAUAAAAUAGUUAAAUCUUAUCCAGAAUUAUUUUAUUACCAUUCGCAUCAAUUGAAGAGAACUAUAAAGCAUCCAAAUAGUUCAUUUGUUGUUAAAGUGGUACUUCAACAAGCAUCAUAUAGGCUCCUAAGAGUAAUUCAUAAUGAAUUGAAAGGUAUUGAAAAAACCCACAUCAUCAAGAAAUCAAAUUACAAUAAAAACAUGAAUGAAUGGGAUAUUGUGCAUAUACCCUACAUUGAUUUGGUGAAACCAAAAUUAACAACAAGGUCAAUUUCAACUACUGGAAACAAUCAACAUGAGUACAUAUUUUUUAAUCAAUUAUCAGGGCCAAGAUUUAAGCUAAUAAGCCAUGUUAGGAAGAGAUUUAAUAGAGGAGAAGUUGCUGAAAUCAUUAAUAAAGCGGGAAUUAAAAGUGAUAACAAUAUACCGUUUGAACAGAUACUAAAGAUGGAUGAAUAUUGGGAACAGAAAAUUGGGAUAAUUGAGAAUCCAAAAGAGUUUACAAAAGUCAAGAUGACUAUAGAUGAGGAACUCAAAAUGGAAAUAAUCUCAAAAGUGCUUGAGAUUGAAAACCUGGAGAUGUCUAAUUAUAAGAGAAGAAGGUUGAAUAUUAACAUAACUGGUUCAGAUACUCCCGCUGAAGAAGAAGAAGAAGAAGAAGAAGUUGAAGAUGAAGAAGAAGAAGAUGAUGAUGAUUGGGUGGAGAAUUUAGCAGAUGCAGCUGAGAAUACUGAAACAAAUUAUGAUAUUGAUGAUGAAGAAGAAGAUACAAAUGCCAUUGAAUUUCUAAAGCAAUUAGAAAAAACAGUUUUUGAGGGUAUAAAAAAUCCACUUGAUGCAUUGAAGGCUUUGGUUCUUUUUAGAUUUUCUAAUGGAUCUAUUAGUAGAUCUACUUCCAAUGAAAUCACCAAUGAUUUUGAAAUCGCUGCUCGUUCCGUUUAUGGUGACGAUUAUAAAGAGAAACUUGAUCACAUUCAAAACAAAGAAGAGCUAUUUGAAGAAAUUAGAGAUCAAAACUUUAGAACUUUGAAUUCUCUUGGUGAAGAUAAAAGAGUUAUUGAGAGAGAUACAAUAAAAAUUUUAAAAAUGUUAUCAGAUUACAAGCUGGUAAAAAAGAUAUAUUGCUGCAGUUUUGAAAAGUGUUCUACAAGUUCAAGAGCUGAAUGGGAUAAUGAAGUUGAAUUUAGAUGCUGUAUCUGCCACAAGACCAGUAGAAAAGCUGAUUGUGAAUAUUUUUUUUACCUAUCAAUUAAAGUGUUUUUGGUGGCAAUUUUCAAAAAUGUUGAACUAUUUAAAAGGAUUGAUGCUUUCCACAAGAAAUUUCUGUUUGAAAGUAGUGAUAGUUCAGAAGAAUUUCUCUGCUUUCAAAGCAGUGAUUUUGUACGUAUCAUGAAAUCAAGAAAACGAAAUGCAAUUCUACCAGACGGUCGUCGAAUUGAGAGCAACAAGUCUUACUACAACGGGUCAGAUUAUAAUCUAACGUGUUUUAUACAACUAGACGGUGGUUCUAUUAACCGCUCAAGUCAGAUUUGGCCUUGUAUUUUAAAAAUAUUGGACAUAUCUGAUACCAAUUCUGAUCAAUCGAUAUGUUUUAGACUUGCUGCGUUUCCAUGGUUUAAUACCACUAAAGAGAUAGACUACAAUCAUUACAUGACAGAAUACAUGGCUGAAAUAGGGAUGCUUGAAGUUCAUGGAACCAUGGUGGAAUCACCAAAUGGGGAGAAGCAUAAAGUGUAUUUAACACAUUUAGCAACUUCUGGUGAUUUACCGGCCAUUGCAAAAGUUGUAUCGAGUAAAGGCUCAAAUGCUAAUUCCAGCUGUAGGUGCUGCGUGCUUUAUGUUAGAACUAUUGAUACCGAAUUAGGUGCUGUUAGAAAUGUGAAUAAGGUUAUGAACCGAAUGAAAUUUCAAGAUAUAGAUACAGUGGAAGAGAUGGAAGAUGCUUUACAAUCACUGAAUGCAAUUAAAGGUAGUCGCCAAGAAAGCGGAUAUUUUACUGAUGGAUAUACAAAUCUCAGGUUUAAAGAUUCAAGAUAUCGUGAAUUGAUCAAGCCAAUACUGAAACGAAAUCCAGAAUUAAGCACUAUAGCAGGUUUCAAAUCAAUUACUGAGAUGCUAACGUUUACUGAAACACUGAGAUGCACACCAGGCAUAGUACCGGAUUCAAUGCAUAUGGUUGAAAACUUAAUGUCCAAGAUACAAAAUGUCUUAUUCAUAGAUAAGAAUACUUUUUUAGUAUCAAAAAGUGGUAGAAAAGAAUUAAAUAGAAGAUUUGAUGAAAUUUCAAAUAGUUUACCAGGACAUUUUUCAGAAAAAUUCACUUCAAAUGAUUUAAAAGGGUACUUAAAAUGUGACCAGCUUCUAAUGCUCCAGAUGCUAUUACCGGUGGUCAUUGCAUCAGCUGAUGGUAUACACGAAGAUUUUAAGAACAUAAUAUUCAAGUUAAAUUCAGUGUUUCAUCUUGCUCUUGGAAGAUUUGUUAAAAAAACGUGGUUAGAUCGAGAAGAUGAUAUGUGGAAAAUAGUUGAUGAGUUAGAAAGUCUUUAUGAAAGUGCUGGUCUUGAAAAUCAUGUCAAUAUAUUUCUUCAUGAAAUUGGCCAUCUCAUACGAUGGAGCUCUAUGUAUUCAAGGUUAGGUUUGUUUUCAUGUUUCGGAAACGAACGUGAGAUGUUGUUUUUUAAGAAGUCAAUAAUAUCUAGAAAUACGGUAAUAAAAAGUGCAAGUAUAAAAGAUAUAGCUUUAAAAGGGUCAUUAGAUGCAUUAUUAAAGUCUAUAUCAUGCGUUAGUAAGAAUGUUUUUGAUUAUCAAUAUAGAAAAAUCACAAAAGAUUAUAUCUGUGAAAAUAUUCCAAUGAAAUUUAAGCUAAAAAUGAUGGAACUGGUUACCAGUGGUGGAACCGCGCAAUCAUAUGAUGAAUUAGAAAAUGAAUUAGUUGAAAAACUUAAAAAUGAUCCAGUUUUAAAAUCAAAAGUUCAAGAAAUUGAAAAAAAAUUAAAAACAAAGUAUGAAGUUGAAGAUCCAGAGAUCAAUAUACUUGGAUGUGGUUCCUUGAAAAAAGUGGAUACAAAACGAGUGAAUAUUAGGUUUCUGGAGGUCAUUAAAGAAAAGUUAGAGAACAUUUAUGGCAAACAAGAAACAAAAAGUUUGUUUCAGAACAAGAAAGUUUCUAUUAAGUUCACACCAAGAUAUACAAUAAUGAACCCAGUUGGUGAUAUGGAAACUAUAUAUUCAUCUCCUAAAUGUUUAUCAAUUGAAAAUCUUUAUGGUGAAGAAAUUGCAGGAAACCGCCAUAUUGAUCGAUUAAAUUUAAAAUCUAACAGUGUUGUGUUAAUCAGAUACUAUGGCUCAUUUGGUGAAAAACAAGCUUUUCAUGAUGACAAUAAUCAAUUAAAUUCAGAUUCAAAUAUUUCAAAUUCAACUUCAAAUUCAACUUCAAAUUCAACUUCAAAUUCAAAUUUAAAUUCAAAUUCAAAUAAUUCAAAUAUUUCAGAUUCGGAUUCAGACUCAGAAUCAAAUUCAAAUUCAAAUUCAGAUUCAGAUUCAGAUUCAGAUUCAGAUUCAGAUUCAACUUGCAACUUCAAAUUUAACUUCAACCUUUGGUCAACAAAGAGACGGUAA
Messenger RNA from Hansenula ciferrii, 3972 nucleotides. RefSeq lists its product as uncharacterized. The record is from RefSeq and is a predicted model, not a curated record. NCBI's taxonomy places the organism in Eukaryota, Fungi, Ascomycota, Saccharomycetes, Phaffomycetales, Wickerhamomycetaceae. The transcript has a single exon. The coding region runs from base 1 to 3972 and encodes 1323 amino acids.